AUGGGCAUAGUGGAGAAGGCGACGGAAUAUCAUCUGGGUCUGCUGAAGGCAAAAUUGGCGCGUUACCGCGCCCAAUUGCUUGAGCCUGCAACGAAAUCUGGCGGCGCCGGCACAGGCUUCGAUGUCCAGAAGUCUGGCGAUGCACGGGUUGCGCUCAUCGGGUUCCCUUCAGUCGGAAAGUCGACGCUAUUGAGUAAAUGCACACAUACCGUUUCCGAAACUGCCGCAUACGAGUUCACCACACUAACCGCGAUCCCGGGCGUGAUCGACUACCAAGGCGCUCGUAUCCAACUUCUUGACUUGCCUGGGAUUGUCGAGGGGGCCAGUCAAGGACGUGGACGAGGGCGACAAGUCGUUUCUACUGCCAAAACAGCUGAUCUGAUUCUGAUCAUGCUGGAUGCGACGAAGUCGGACGAGCAACGGAGAUUACUGGAAAUCGAAUUGGAUGCAGUCGGUAUACGGUUGAACAAGAAGAAGCCAGAUGUUGUCUUCAAGCGCAAGACCACUGGCGGCCUCAAUACAACAGUGAAACUCACCAAGACCGACGAGCGAACAAUCCGCAGUAUCCUCGCAAGCUACAAACUGCACAAUUGCGAAGUGAUGAUCCGUGAGGACAUUACAACGGACGAGUUCAUCGACGUAUUGAUAGGGACACGGAAAUACAUGCCCUGUUUAUAUGUCUAUAACAAGAUCGACGCCAUUAGUCUAGAGCAAAUGGACAAAUUGGCUCACGAUGAACACACCAUUGUGAUCAGCUGCGAGAUGGGUCUCAAUCUCGACCAUCUCAUCGAGCGAAUGUGGGACGAAUUGGGUCUUGUCAAAGUGUACACCAAAAAACGCGGCGCCCACCCAGACCUAACAGAUCCGAUCUGCCUACGGAGAGGAGCUAAUAUAGAGGCAAGACGUGUGCAACGGUAUUCACCGGUCAUUGGCAACGCAUUUCCGAUAUGGGCUCGUCUGGUACGUAAAUUGGAUUUCAGGGGAAAAUCAAGCAAAUUUUCACCACACGCGCAAAAGGUUGGAUUGAGCCAUAUGGUGCAAGAUGAGGACGUUGUAUCGAUUUUUACGAAGUAG
Molecule: messenger RNA, 1074 nt
Organism: Postia placenta MAD-698-R-SB12
Lineage: Eukaryota; Fungi; Basidiomycota; Agaricomycetes; Polyporales; Adustoporiaceae
Exons: 13
Coding region: 1-1074 (357 amino acids)
Biological process (GO): cytoplasmic translation
Cellular component (GO): cytoplasm
Molecular function (GO): GTPase activity; GTP binding
Source: RefSeq, a predicted model, not a curated record